Gavialis gangeticus (Gharial) is the source of this 1720-nucleotide messenger RNA. RefSeq names its product E3 SUMO-protein ligase EGR2-like. The record is from RefSeq and is a predicted model, not a curated record. Lineage: Eukaryota; Metazoa; Chordata; Crocodylia; Gavialidae. The transcript is spliced from 2 exons. The annotation marks the transcript as partial.
GGGGGUGCCUGCACCCGCAUCUGCGUUCCCAGGCGCCAGGCCCAGACACACAGGGCCCAGGCGCGGGUCUGCGGGGUGCUGCAGCCCAGGGGGGCCCGCCCAGCCUCGCUCCUUCCCCUCGCUGCAGCUCCGUGUGUGCGCACACACGUACACACACAUAUAUAACAUAUGUAUAUAUAGAUCAGACACUUUCCAACAGCAGUGGCAGCCUCUUUCCACCCGUAAUUCAGAAAACAGAAGUGCGAUUCCGUGAACGCGGCUAUUUUCUGCUCAGCCGCGUUGCGGUCGCGGCUGCCAAGAAGCGGUUGGGGCGGCCGCGCUCUGAGCUGAGUAGCUCGCCUCUUUCCGAAGUUUGAUUUUCCGGAACGAGGCCUAAAAAGGCGGGGGGGGGGCGGGGCGCCGCGCCGGAUCCGCGCCUUAUUCGGGCAGGGCCCACGACCGGAACACGCCGGCACCUCCCACGGGCUUUUCCGAGUUCCGUUCACUGCGCUUGUUACCCCCUGGAUAAAAGCGAUGCGGCCGCCGCCGCCCAGCCCAGCCCAGCCCAGGUCGGCCCCGCACCGCCUGCAGAGGGGCCCCGCGCGCCUCCCAGUGAUUCCGCCCGGCCCCGUUCCUCAGUCCUUAUAUGGGCAGUGACGUCCCGGGCAUUCAGGGCCGCCCCAUAAAUACUUCCCGCCACGCUUCCCGUGGGCUGCAAUUGAUUACGAGCGCAACGCGGGCCCCCGGCUGUGCCCACAACACCACAGUGCGUCCCAGGGCCGCACAGGGCAGUGCCCGCGGCGGCGGCACCGGCCGCUCCGAAACAUAAGCCGAUUUGGGUUUUUUUUUUUUUUUUUUCCAGUGGAGGGAAAAGGCAGCCCUCACCCCGGCAGCGUUGGUACCACAGGCAGGGAGAGCUGCUCUGCGCGCGCCUCCUGAGCAAAUGAUGACGGCCAAGACUGUAGACAAAAUCCCUGUAACUCUCAGUGGGUUUGUGCAUCAGCUCUCCGAAAACAUUUACCCUGUGGAUGACCUGGCCGCCACCCUGCCAGCCUCGGUCACGAUCUUCCCCAAUGCGGACUUGGGAGGACCGUUCGAGCAGAUGAGCGGGGCGCCGGGAGAUGGCAUGAUCAACGUGGACAUGAGCGAGAAGCGGGCUCUGGACCUGCCCUACGCCGGCAGCUUCGCCCCGACGGUCUCUGCCUCCCGCAAUCAAACUUUCACUUACAUGGGCAAGUUCUCCAUCGACCCACAGUACCCCGGCGCCGGCUGCUACCCCGAGGGCAUCAUCAACAUCGUGAGCGCCGGCAUCCUGCAGGGGGUCAGCGCGCCCUCGUCCUCCUCGUCCUCCGCCGCCUCCUCGGCCUCGCCCAACCCGCUGCCGCCCGGCGGCGCCCUCGGCUGCCCCAUGGCGCAGGGGCAGCCUGCUGACCUGGAGCACCUCUACUCGCCGCCUCCGCCGCCCUAUUCGGCCUGCGGGGAGCUGUACCAGCAGGACCCGUCCGCCUUCCUACCCGCCUCGUCCGCGGCUGCGCUGCCCUUCCCGCCGCCGCCGUCCUACCCGUCCCCGAAGGCGGCGGCGGCGGACGCGGGUCUCUUCACGGUGCUGCCGGACUACGCGGGCUUCUUCCCGCCCGCGCAGUGCCAGCGCGAACUGCACGCGGCGCCCGAACGCAAGCCCUUCCCCUGCCCGCUCGACUCCCUCCGGGUCCCGCCGCCGCUCACGCCACUCUCCACCAUC